Messenger RNA from Sporothrix brasiliensis 5110, 1134 nucleotides. RefSeq lists its product as uncharacterized. The transcript has 2 exons. NCBI's taxonomy places the organism in Eukaryota, Fungi, Ascomycota, Sordariomycetes, Ophiostomatales, Ophiostomataceae. Bases 1 to 1134 code for a protein of 377 amino acids. Gene Ontology annotation, molecular function: ATP binding; protein serine/threonine kinase activity. Gene Ontology annotation, biological process: protein phosphorylation; intracellular signal transduction. The record is from RefSeq and is a predicted model, not a curated record.
AUGCCUGACACAGCUCAAAUGUCAUCCGAAUCCAACAGCGCCGCAAACGGCGGCAAGACGCCCGUCAUAAGAAACGCCGCCAACGAAAUUGUUAUUACAAGCGACUCGGAAGCGGGCCAACUUUUGAAAAAAAUGCUCGGCGCGGGCAAUUCCGGUACUGUCAUCCCUCUCCCGGGUGGAACGCGGGUCCAGAAAAUCGUUUCAUUUUGGAGAGACGAUUUCGCCAUCAAGCGGCAGUGCGAGAGUUUGCGGAACGAGAUUGCCAUCUACGAGUACCUGCCCAAGAAUCAUCGUCGUUUUGCAAAGUUCCUUGGCUCGUCUGACGACGGAAAAGACCGUGUCACCAUCGACUUGGAAUACUUGCCAAACAACACGCUACACGAGUACCUGCGAGGCUACACGGUGCGUGAGUUUUUAGACACAAAGCGCAGAGACGACGAGGAGACAAGGGCCGACAAGGAGCGCCGAAUGAGCCGGCGCCACGAUUCCAUCCCUCUCCAGCAACGGGCUUGCUGGGCACUCGAGGCCGUCGACGGCAUUGUUGCCCUACACGCUCUCAAUGUGCUUCAUUGUGACAUUAAGCCGGAGAACAUGGGGCUCGAUGCGCAGCUCAAUGUUUGCAUAUUUGACUUUGCUGGGUCGUCGGUGUGUGGGUCAGAGCCUAUGUCGAUGGAGAGCACGCGGUAUCACAAACCACGAAACCCCAGAGACUACUACGGUGUCGACACGGAAUGCUUUGCGCUCGGGUCCAGCAUCUACCAUAUUGUGACCGGCGUGCGGCCGUACGACAGAGUGCCGGACGAGGAGGUGGAAGACCUGUACGCGCGGCAGGAGUUUCCGGACCUGUAUGGCGAGGCACUGAAAGACGAACCGCUCAAGGGCAGCACCGGGAACACGACGCCUGAUACCAUCGGCACGAGCCCUGUGACCGGCAUGCUGCUCUUUGCUGAUGCGAUCCGCAAGUGCUGGUAUGGAGAGUUUGCGACGUCGGCGGAGAUCCUGGAUGCGUUGAAGAGCGAAGUCGUGCGUACGUUUGACGAGGAGGACCUCCGCUACAUCUCAGAGAAGAGCGGCAUCGAGCUCGAGAAGGAGGCAGCCGGUGGUCCAGCCGCAGAUCACAGCGACGACCAAUAA